UUUUUUUACACGGAAAUGAUUUAUGAUAAGCAAUUGUUUUUUUCACCGAAAUGGAGUUAAAAUUAUGGUAAUGUGACAUAUAUGUGCGAAUACGUUAAGUAAAAUUUCUAAAUUUACAAGUAAAAAAAUGCCACUAAAAAAGGAGCGCAGAAGAGGCAAGACUGCUGAAAGUGAAAAGAAAGCGUUAGAGACAAGGGGCACUGUAACAUGUCACCCUAUCACUCCAGGACCUAAAUAUCAAAUUAAAACACUUGUCGGCUAUAAGGAUCAUUGUAUUUCAAGAUAUCGAAAUCCAGCAUUUACAUUCGGUGGUCGUCCUGUCGUCUUCGAAGUGACAGAAAGUCCAGGACCAAAAUAUAUAAUCGAGGAACGUAGACCUAAGGGAUUUACUUUUGGAUAUAGAGUAAAGCGUCGUGAUAUCGUAUUCGGUCCUGGUCCGAAGUAUAUGUUGCCAGAUGUCCCUCGCGGUCCUUUCUUUUCGAUCAAAUGGAGAACUAAAUUGAAGAAAACUAGUGAAACGCCAGGACCUUAUUACAUCAAGCCUAUCGCUAAGGCGCCAGCGUUUUCCAUGGGACUGCGCACAGUUUCGGAGAAACCUGUAAUUAGUGCAGGUCCUUACAGCUCGUACAACUUGGAUGCAGUAAAACCAAGAGCACCAAUGUAUACUAUCGUUACUCGGCGUGCAUUACAUUUGAUUUCCGAAGGCCCAGGUCCGAUAUACGCCAUCCCACAACCCAAACCGACUCCCGCCUUUUCGUUCGGUGUAAAACACAGCGAAUGUGCACCACCUUAUAUAACUAAAUGCGAUGAACAGUGUUAAUAAAGUGCUGAUAAAGAAAGAA
This is a messenger RNA of Wasmannia auropunctata (little fire ant), 842 nucleotides long. RefSeq names its product outer dense fiber protein 3B-like. The record is from RefSeq and is a predicted model, not a curated record. Lineage: Eukaryota; Metazoa; Arthropoda; Insecta; Hymenoptera; Formicidae. The transcript has 4 exons. Bases 128 to 820 code for a protein of 230 amino acids.